UAAACCAACCAAGAAAAAGGGAAAAUGGCGAUGGUCAAGAACCCAAGAUUCCAUAUAGUCAUGUAUCCAUGGUCUGCUUUUGGUCAUAUGAUUCCCUACCUCCAUCUCUCUAACGAGCUCGCUGAAAGAGGCCACAGCAUCACCUUCAUCUUGCCCAAAAAGGUUCAAUCUCAGCUACAGCACUUGAAUCUUCAUCCUACUCUCAUCUCUUUCCAUUCCCUCACCAUCCCCUAUGUUGAUGGCCUCCCUCCCGGCGCUGAAACUGCUUCCGAUGUGCCCAUCUCCCUGCAUCACCUUCUCGCCACCGCCAUGGACCGCACCACUGACCAAGUUGAAGCAGCCCUACGUGCCUUGAAGUCGGACUUUUUGUUCUAUGAUACAGCCUAUUGGGCUCCCCCUUUGGCAUCCAAAUUAGGUAUGAAGCCAAUAUUCUACAGUGCAGUUAGUGUCGCAGCCAUGAGGUUCCGCGCAGUGAGUAGCGUCACAUACUGCCUCUCUGCGGCAGUAAUCUCGAACACCUUGUUCAAACGAACAAAAGACGUUUUUUCUACCCACUCAACUACGUGGCCCCUCUUGUCCGAACCUGCAUUAUCAAAAAACCAAAAAUAA
Messenger RNA from Vitis vinifera (wine grape), 609 nucleotides. Its product is annotated as UDP-glycosyltransferase 79B9. NCBI's taxonomy places the organism in Eukaryota, Viridiplantae, Streptophyta, Magnoliopsida, Vitales, Vitaceae. The record is from RefSeq and is a predicted model, not a curated record. The transcript has a single exon. The coding region runs from base 25 to 609 and encodes 194 amino acids.